Neolamprologus brichardi is the source of this 1595-nucleotide messenger RNA. Its product is annotated as protocadherin beta-16-like. Gene Ontology annotation, molecular function: calcium ion binding. NCBI's taxonomy places the organism in Eukaryota, Metazoa, Chordata, Actinopteri, Cichliformes, Cichlidae. The record is from RefSeq and is a predicted model, not a curated record. Gene Ontology annotation, biological process: homophilic cell-cell adhesion. Gene Ontology annotation, cellular component: plasma membrane.
UAAGUUGUCCUGCAGAUGAAUUUUAGAUGAUAUUCUGCAGUUUUAUAGUGCGGACUCUUAGGGCCGCUGUUGACCAGAGUGUUGAGGACUGAGACCAUGUUUGUAGCAGCACCGCCCAUGUAACAUCGACGUUAUAAAGAGGGAACACGGAGCACAAAGAUCGAGCGAUUCUGAUCAAGGAGGAUAAAUACUGAAGAAAGAUUUUCAUUUUGGAGAUAUUUGCUUUCGCUGACCGGAAUAUAUACACUUGAGUUUUGACUUUGGAAUACAUAUCUUCUGUUGUGUGGAAUACAGAUUGUGAAUCCACGUUGAGUGAGAAAUCUGAAAGAACAAUGAAACGGCAAGUACUGCUAUUUGUCUCUCUCAUUUCCCUCGGACCAGUCUUCGGGCAGGUCAGUUACUCGAUUCCGGAGGAAAUGUCUAGAGGCUCUUUAGUUGGACGUAUAGCACAGGAUUUAGGUUUAGAAAUUAAACGUUUAAUAUCAGGAAAAGCCAAGAUCUAUAGCAGAAAUAGCGACCAAUACAUCGAGCUGAACAGAGAAAGAGGAGUCCUCCUCAUCAAGGAGAGAAUAGACAGAGAGGCGCUGUGCACAGAAAAAGCGCUUUGUGCUUUGGAUUUUCAGAUCCUUUUGGAGAAUCCGAUGGAAUUUUAUACGGUUACAGUCCAGAUCACAGACAUCAAUGAUAAUGCACCAACCUUUGAAAAAAGCGAAAUGAAUUUCAAAAUUAGCGAAUCAGCCGCAACAGGAGCAAAAUUCGACCUGGAACGGGCUGUGGAUCUGGAUGUUGGUAUUAAUGAUCUCCAGAAAUACGAACUAAAACCAACUGAAAAUUUUGGUCUAAAACUGCACAGUAACCCCGAUGGACACAAAAACGUUGAGAUGGUACUGCUGAAACCUUUAGACAGAGAAAAACAAGAGCAGAUCUCUCUCGUGUUAACAGCUGUAGAUGGAGGAGAGCCACAGAUGUCAGGAACAAUGCAGAUUCUCAUUACAGUUUUAGACGUUAAUGAUAAUGCGCCGGUUUUUACACAGAAAACUUACAAAGCUACAGUCACUGAGAAUUCACCUAAAGGAACAGUCGUUGCUACUGUUACAGCGUCAGACGCUGAUCAAGGUUCGAACAGUAAAAUAACAUAUUCAAUCACAAAUACGUUAGACAAUGUCCGGAAAAUGUUUUAUGUAAAUGAGGAAAACGGGCAAGUUUCAUUAAUUGAAACCAUUGACUUUGAAAAGUCAAAACGUUUUCAAAUAAAUCUCCGUGCUAAUGAUGAUGGAGGACUAACAGACUCGUGUAAGCUGAUUGUUGAUGUUCUCGAUGUAAACGACAAUAAACCUGAAAUCAACAUAAUGUCCAAAUCAACUGUGAUUUCAGAGGACGCUAAACUCAAUAUGGUCGUUACGAUGAUUAAUACUGAGGAUUUAGAUUCCGGAGACAACGGGAACGUGAAAUGCUUUAUCAGCGACAAUGUACCAUUCAUUUUAAAAUUGACAAGAAAUAAUUUCUAUAAUUUAGUAACAGACAGUGAUUUGAACAGAGAGAGAGCCUCUGAGUAUAACAUCACUGUGACCUGCUCUGAUGAGGGAGUGCCCUCC